AUGGCUGAUUGCCAUGACCACCAUGCCAUCUUCUUUACCGAUAAAAAUCAAACCGGGCCGAGGAAGGAAAAAGCGACGGGGGAGAGCAACGGAGGCAAGGGCAACGGCCAGGGCGGGGCGGGGCUGAGACCACACCUCCACUGCCUCACGGGCGACAACGCAGGAAGGAUGGCGGACGGGUCGGAGGGCACAGACGUGUCGCCGGAGUCGGAGGCGACGGCGGCAGCCGUGAAGGGCGGGGAGAUCUGGGGAACGCUGGAGGAGCUGCUCCUGGCUUGCGCCGUGACCCGGCACGGCACGGCGAGCUGGGACUCGGUGGCCAUGGAGGUGCAGACAAGAAGCCCCGUGGCGGCCCGGCCCGGCCUCACGCCGCACAGCUGCCGCCUUCGCUUCCGCCACCUCCACCGCCGCUUCUCCACCGUCGGCAGCGGCGGGGAGGAGGAGGCCGAGGCCGAGGAGGACCCCGACGCCUCCGCUGCCGAGGGGUGGGUGGACGAGCUCCGGCGGCUGCGCGUCGCCGAGCUCCGGCGCGACGUCGAGCGAUGCGAUCUGUCCAUCGGGACGCUGCAGUCGAAAGUGAAAUGGCUGAGAGAGGAGCGGGAGCGGGAGCGGAGCGUCUCCGGCGAGGCUAAGCCGGACGAGGUGAGCGUCAACGACCGGCUCUCCUCCCCCAGCGAGGAGCCCGGGCGGUCGUGCAGGGAGUCGAACUCCACAGAUCUGAAGCCCCCCAAGCACCCCGGUCACCAGGGCGGCGGCGGCGGCGCCAAGGAGGAGGAGGUUGCGAAGCAGGAGGCGUCCGUUGAGUCGGCGGCGUCGUCCAAGGAGAGCAGCGACGUGCGGAGCUCGGCAAGCCUGUGCCGCCGCCGCCGCGGAAGCGAGAAGGCUGACGAGGAGGAGGAGGAGGCGGCGUCCGCGUCCCGCCCACCUCCCGCCCGGUCCCCUCCGCUCGCCUCCCUGGUCGACGCGGUCUCGGCCAAGCUCGGUUCCGCGCUGCAGCAGCUACGCGAGCACGGCAACGAGGAGUCCGCCGCGUACCGGGGCACGAUCAGGCGCCACGUGGACCUGGAGAGCGUGCGCCGUCGGCUGGACGCGUCGGCGGCCUCGCACGCCGACGAUGACCACCACUUCCCCGCGCGCGAGCUCUACCGCGACCUGCUGCUGCUCUGCACGAACGCCGUGGUCUUCUUCCCGCGUGGCACCCCCGAGCACGCGGCGGCCGUCGAGGCCCGCGCGCUCGUCACUGGGCACGCGUCGGCGGUGCUCCACGAGCCGAAGCAGGAGCACGUGGCUGUGGCGGCGCCGGCGGCAGCGGCGGGCGCUGACAUCGUCGGUUCGCUGAUCGAGAAGGGGAAGAAGCCGCUGAUCGUGUGCCGCAAGCGGAGCUCCAUCCCGAAGGCCGCCGCGAGAAAGGAGGAGAGCACGAUGAAGGGUGAGGCCGAGGCGGCUGCGGCAGCGGAGGAAGAGAGCGAGGACGAGAAGAAAUCCGUGGCUGCGGCGAUCAAGGACAAGGCGUGGGGAGUGAGGACGAAGAAGAGCCGCGGUGGCAAGAACUCGGCGGGUCCUGGCCGGAAUAUGGCGAAGGCGGCGGACGAUGCGGACGGGCCGAGGAAUGGCGCCGGCGGGCUCGCCAAGAAGAGGAACGCCGUGGACUUCCUGAAGCGCCUGAACCAGUCGCCCCCCAGGAAGCGGGGGUCGGGGUCCCAGCUGGGGACGACGCGAAAGCGGUCUGCGGCGAUGGAGCAGCAGACGACUACCGGCCGGAAGAGAGGAACCGGCCGGAAGGAGGGCACCGGGCGCGGUGGAUCCAGGAGGGGCGGCAAGGCUGCCGGGACGAAGAGAGGCGUCGGGCGGCCGCAGAAACGAGGCCCGGCACCAGCCACGCCGCCGCCAUCCAAGAGGGCCAAGACGAACAGCAGGUCGGAGAAGUCGUCAGGAACGGGGAAGCGCGGCGGGAGAAAGUAG
This is a messenger RNA of Miscanthus lutarioriparius, 1962 nucleotides long. Lineage: Eukaryota; Viridiplantae; Streptophyta; Magnoliopsida; Poales; Poaceae. The record is from the annotation of a GenBank genome assembly.